AUGGUGACGAACACCAACAACCACGGGUUCACGAAUUGCCAGGAGGUCGGUGGGAGCGUUCGCUCCGAGACGCCUGGCGGGCCCACGGUGGUGCGGGCCAGGCUCGUGUCUUCCGCGAGCGCGUCCCACAGCAGUCAGUUCUUUGCUCACUACGACCUCCUGCUUCAGGAGAUCGAGAGCUUGAGCGAUGCUCCGGGUGAGAUGGAUCGUGCCCAGGCAGGUCACAGCAGCGCCUCCAGCAAAGUAGUUGACGAGGCCGCGAAGUUGAACAUGGCCAAAAUAUCAAUGGAGCACUACGACUAUCUGUUGGCAAAGAACCGCGGGAGCCUGAUCUACCGCACUCCGUUCCAGCCAUCCACAUGGUUGAGGGGUGGCCGUAAGGGGCGCAUCUCGCGCUGCGAGGCCAAGCGCCACCUGUGCACCAGCGAGGUGUCUCGAUGCACUGAAGCGUUCAAGUCUGCUCAACAGGUGUGCGCUGCUCAAGAAGACAUUGUGAAUCAAUGGGCCGGCAAGGUGGCUCGUAAGUCGAGCGCAGAGGCGGAGGUGGCCAGCAUGCGCAGCGACGUGGUCGCCAAGAACCGUUCUGCCGAGCUCUCCCGCCUUGAGGGCACAUGUGCCGCUGCCAGAGUCCAGCGAGACGAGGGAAAGGUUACGCUGGAGAGCCUGACGCAAAUGGAACGCUUGGCGCAGCAGGCGCAUGCCAAGCUUUUCGAGGCCUACAACAAGCAACUCGUCGCACAGGGGCAGCACGCAGAGGCCGAGCGGCUGGCCUUGCGCGGCGGCAGCAGCAGCAGUCUGGAGCAGGCGGCGAAGAUGUCCCGCGACAGGGGCGUGAAGGAGGCCCUACAGCUGGCGCAGGAGGCGACCUCCUUGCUGCAGGAGGCAUUCUCGGUGAUCCCGGCGGCGGUGUGCCAGGUGCAGCCCGGCCUCGCGGCCAGGGCGGGGGGGCCCGGCGCCCUCGGGGGGCCCGCGGGGCAGGGCUGCUGGCAGGCUGGGGGGAUGUUCGACAUCGGUGCUGGAUUUGGUGCCAUGCUGACUGGCCUCAGUGUAGGAAACGAUAUCCAGCAGAACAUAAAGAACAUUAUGAAUUGCGAACGUGUGCUCGAUCAGCAGCUCGGGAAGGUCAAGGCUCUCGUGGGGAUCUACGAGCGCGACGUGGCCGUGUUGGAGCAGUCUUUGGCCGAGUAUGUGCAUCAGUUGGAUAUUGAAGCGUCCCGCAUCUUCGAUGAAGUCCGAUUCAACGCUAGCCACAGACGCUCAGUGGUUUAA
Prorocentrum cordatum is the source of this 1269-nucleotide messenger RNA. Lineage: Eukaryota; Dinophyceae; Prorocentrales; Prorocentraceae. The record is from the annotation of a GenBank genome assembly.